CUCUCUGGCUAGCAAGGGCCCCAGAGUCCCGCAGCCAUGAGUUCCGCCGACCAGGAGAUGGCUGCUUUUGGGGAGGCUGCUCCUUACCUCCGAAAGUCUGAAAAGGAGCGCAUUGAGGCCCAGAAUAGGCCCUUUGAUGCCAAGACCUCUGUCUUCGUGGUGGAGCCCAAGGAGUCCUUUGUCAAAGGGACUAUCCAGAGCAGAGAGAGCGGGAAAGUGACCGUGAAGACUGAAGCGGGAGCGACUCUGACAGUGAAAGAUGACCAAGUGUACCCCAUGAACCCUCCCAAAUACGACAAGAUCGAGGACAUGGCCAUGAUGACCCACUUGCAUGAGCCCGCUGUGCUGUACAACCUCAAAGAGCGCUAUGCAGCCUGGAUGAUCUACACCUACUCGGGCCUCUUCUGUGUCACCGUCAACCCCUACAAGUGGCUGCCGGUGUAUAAUGCAGAGGUGGUGGCUGCCUACCGAGGCAAAAAGCGUCAGGAGGCCCCGCCCCACAUCUUCUCCAUCUCUGACAACGCCUAUCAGUUCAUGCUGACUGACCGAGAGAAUCAGUCAAUCUUGAUCACCGGAGAAUCUGGUGCAGGGAAGACUGUGAACACCAAGCGUGUCAUCCAGUACUUUGCAACAAUUGCAGUUACUGGGGAGAAGAAGAAGGAGGAAACUACUUCUGGCAAAAUGCAGGGGACACUGGAAGAUCAAAUCAUCAGUGCCAACCCGCUGCUGGAGGCCUUUGGCAAUGCCAAGACCGUGAGGAAUGACAACUCUUCUCGCUUUGGUAAAUUCAUCAGAAUCCACUUUAGUACCACAGGGAAACUGGCUUCUGCCGAUAUUGAAACAUAUCUUCUGGAGAAGUCCAGAGUUACUUUCCAGCUAAAGGCGGAAAGAAGUUAUCAUAUUUUUUAUCAGAUCAUGUCUAACAAGAAGCCAGAACUGAUUGGUAAGAACUAUCUUAAAUUUGUUAUAAAAAUACAUUAUGCAUGGGAAUGACAAUAGCAACCUACUGUAGGUUCUCUUAUGCCCUAAUCUUUAUCCUCUCAUUUCUCCCCGUAGAGUGCCAUUGACAUCCUGGGCUUCUCUGCUGAUGAAAGAGUUUCCAUCUAUAAGCUCACAGGGGCAGUAAUGCACUAUGGGAACAUGAAAUUCAAGCAAAAGCAGCGUGAGGAGCAAGCUGAGCCAGAUGGCACUGAAGUUGCUGACAAGGCAGCCUAUCUCCAGGGUCUGAACUCUGCUGAUCUGCUCAAAGCCCUUUGCUACCCCAGGGUCAAGGUCGGCAAUGAGUACGUCACCAAAGGCCAGACUGUAGAGCAGGUGACCAAUGCAGUGGGUGCUCUGGCCAAAGCCGUCUACGAGAAGAUGUUCCUGUGGAUGGUCACCCGCAUCAACCAGCAGCUGGACACCAAGCAGCCCAGGCAGUACUUCAUCGGGGUGUUGGACAUCGCUGGCUUUGAGAUCUUUGAUUUCAACAGCCUGGAGCAGCUGUGCAUCAACUUCACCAACGAGAAACUGCAACAGUUUUUCAACCACCACAUGUUCGUGCUGGAGCAGGAGGAGUACAAGAAGGAAGGCAUCGAGUGGACGUUCAUUGACUUCGGGAUGGACCUGGCUGCCUGCAUUGAGCUCAUUGAGAAGCCUAUGGGCAUCUUCUCCAUCCUGGAGGAGGAGUGCAUGUUCCCCAAGGCCACAGACACCUCCUUCAAGAACAAGCUGUAUGAGCAGCAUCUUGGCAAGUCCAACAACUUCCAGAAGCCCAAGGUUGUCAAAGGCAAGGUUGAGGCCCACUUCUCGCUGGUGCACUACGCGGGCACCGUGGACUACAACAUUACCGGCUGGCUUGACAAGAACAAGGACCCCCUGAAUGAGACCGUGGUCGGGCUGUACCAGAAGUCUUCACUGAAAACUUUAGCUUUCCUCUUCUCUGGGGCUCAAACUGCUGAAGCAGAGGCAGGUGGUGGUGGUGGCAAGAAAGGUGGUAAGAAGAAGGGCUCUUCUUUCCAGACGGUGUCUGCCCUUUUCAGAGAGAAUUUGAACAAGCUGAUGACCAACCUCAGGAGUACCCAUCCCCAUUUUGUGCGGUGUAUCAUCCCCAAUGAGACAAAAACUCCUGGGGCCAUGGAGCAUGAACUUGUGCUGCACCAGCUGAGGUGUAAUGGUGUGCUGGAAGGCAUCCGCAUCUGCAGGAAGGGAUUCCCAAGCAGAAUCAUUUACGCUGACUUCAAACAGAGAUACAAGGUAUUAAAUGCAAGUGCUAUCCCUGAAGGACAAUUCAUUGACAGCAAGAAGGCUUCUGAGAAGCUCCUUGCAUCCAUCGAUAUUGACCACACUCAGUAUAGAUUUGGUCACACCAAGGUCUUUUUCAAAGCUGGUCUUCUGGGGCUCCUAGAGGAGAUGCGAGAUGACAAGCUGGCCCAGCUGAUUACCCGAACCCAGGCCAGGUGCAGAGGGUUCUUGGCAAGAUACAACGUCCGCUCCUUCAUGAACGUCAAGCACUGGCCCUGGAUGAAGCUCUUCUUCAAGAUCAAGCCCCUCCUCAAGAGCGCGGAGACCGAGAAGGAGAUGGCCACCAUGAAGGAGGAGUUCCAGAAGACCAAGGAGGAGCUGGCCAGGUCGGAGGCGAAGAGGAAGGAGCUGGUGAAAAACCUCACAGAAGAGAUGGCAGGCCUGGACGAAACCAUAGCUAAGCUGACCAAGGAGAAGAAGGCCCUCCAAGAGGCCCACCAGCAGACGCUGGAUGACCUGCAGGCAGAAGAGGACAAAGUCAACACCCUGACCAAAUCUAAAAUCAAGCUAGAGCAGCAAGUGGAUGAUCUUGAAGGGUCCUUAGAGCAAGAAAAGAAACUUCGCAUGGACCUAGAAAGGGCUAAGAGGAAACUUGAAGGUGACCUCAAGUUGGCCCAAGAGUCCAUAAUGGACAUUGAAAAUGAAAAACAACAACUUGAUGAAAAGCUAAAAAAGAAAGAGUUUGAAAUGAGCAAUCUGCAAAGCAAGAUUGAAGAUGAACAGGCCCUCGGGAUGCAGCUGCAGAAGAAGAUCAAGGAGUUACAGGCCCGCAUUGAGGAGCUGGAGGAGGAAAUCGAGGCAGAGCGGGCCUCUCGGGCCAAAGCAGAGAAGCAGCGCUCGGACCUCUCCCGGGAACUGGAGGAGAUCAGCGAGCGGCUGGAGGAAGCUGGUGGGGCAACUUCAGCCCAGAUUGAGAUGAACAAGAAGCGGGAGGCUGAGUUCCAGAAAAUGCGCAGGGACCUGGAGGAGGCCACCCUGCAGCACGAAGCCACGGCGGCUGCUCUGAGGAAGAAGCACGCAGACAGUGUGGCUGAACUUGGGGAGCAGAUAGACAACCUGCAGAGGGUCAAGCAGAAGCUGGAGAAGGAGAAGAGCGAGAUGAAGAUGGAGAUUGAUGACCUCGCUAGUAACGUAGAAAUAGUCUCUAAAGCCAAGGGAAACCUAGAGAAAAUGUGCCGCACGCUAGAGGACCAAGUGAGUGAACUGAAAUCAAAGGAAGAAGAGCAUCAGCGGCUGAUCAAUGACCUGACCGCCCAGAGGGGCCGCUUGCAGACUGAAUCUGGUGAAUUUUCACGGCAGCUAGAUGAAAAAGAAGCGAUGGUGUCUCAGUUAUCAAGGGGCAAACAAGCAUAUACUCAACAAAUUGAGGAAUUAAAGAGGCAACUUGAAGAGGAGAUAAAAGCCAAGAACGCCCUGGCCCACGCCCUGCAGUCCUCCCGCCAUGACUGUGACCUGCUGCGGGAACAGUAUGAGGAGGAGCAGGAAUCCAAGGCCGAGCUGCAGAGGGCGCUGUCCAAGGCCAACAGCGAGGUUGCCCAGUGGAGGACCAAGUACGAGACGGACGCCAUCCAGCGCACGGAGGAGCUGGAGGAGGCCAAGAAGAAGCUGGCCCAGCGUCUGCAGGACGCCGAGGAACACGUAGAAGCUGUGAAUGCCAAGUGUGCCUCCCUUGAGAAGACCAAGCAGCGGCUCCAGAAUGAGGUGGAGGACCUCAUGCUUGAUGUGGAGAGAACUAACGCCGCCUGCGCAGCCCUGGACAAGAAGCAGAGGAACUUUGACAAGAUCCUGGCAGAAUGGAAACAGAAGUAUGAGGAAACCCAUGCUGAACUCGAGGCCUCCCAGAAGGAGGCCCGCUCUCUGGGCACUGAGCUGUUCAAGAUGAAGAACGCUUAUGAGGAAUCCCUGGAUCAGCUAGAAACGCUGAAACGGGAGAACAAAAACUUGCAGCAGGAGAUUUCUGACCUCACGGAGCAGAUUGCAGAAGGAGGGAAACGUAUCCAUGAACUUGAAAAAUUAAAGAAGCAAAUUGAACAAGAAAAGUCUGAACUACAGGCUGCUUUAGAGGAAGCAGAGGCAUCUCUUGAACAUGAAGAGGGAAAGAUCCUGCGCAUCCAGCUGGAGCUGAACCAAGUCAAGUCUGAAAUUGACAGGAAAAUUGCUGAAAAGGAUGAGGAGAUUGACCAGAUGAAGAGAAACCACAUUAGAGUGGUGGAGUCCAUGCAGAGCUCGCUGGAUGCUGAGAAUGAUGCCAUCAGGAUCAAGAAGAAGAAGGAGAGAGACCUUAAUGAAAUGGAAAUCCAGCUGAACCAUGCCAACCGCAUGUCUGCUGAGGCCCUGAAGAACUACAGGAACACACAAGGCAUUCUCAAGGACACCCAGCUACACCUGGAUGACGCUCUCCGGGGCCAGGAGGACCUGAAGGAGCAGCUGGCCAUGGUUGAGCGCAGAGCCAACCUACUGCAGGCUGAGAUUGAGGAGCUGAGGGCCACUCUGGAGCAGACGGAGAGGAGCAGGAAAGUCGCAGAACAGGAGCUGCUGGAUGCCAGUGAGCGUGUCCAGCUCCUGCACACCCAGGUGAGAUUCAGCACAAAGAAGUCGCCUUUAAUAAAUGUGUAUAUAUCCCAGAAAAUAUAAGCUUAAAUUUAUAUCUGACAGCCAGGUUUUAUAGACAUUGUCCAGGAAGCUCGCAACGCAGAAGAGAAGGCCAAGAAGGCCAUCACUGAUGCGGCCAUGAUGGCCGAGGAGCUGAAGAAGGAGCAGGACACCAGCGCCCACCUGGAGCGGAUGAAGAAGAACCUGGAGCAGACGGUGAAGGACCUGCAGCACCGUCUGGAUGAGGCUGAGCAGAUGGCCCUGAAGGGCGGGAAGAAGCAGAUCCAGAAACUGGAGGCCAGGGUGCGUGAGCUGGAAGGAGAGGUUGAGAGUGAGCAAAAGCGUAAUGUUGAAGCUGUCAAAGGUCUGCGCAAACAUGAGAGGAGAGUGAAGGAGCUCACUUACCAGACGGAAGAAGAUAGGAAAAAUAUUCUCAGGCUUCAGGAUUUGGUAGAUAAACUUCAGGCAAAGGUGAAAUCCUACAAGAGACAAGCCGAGGAAGCUGAGGAACAAUCCAAUACAAAUCUAUCUAAAUUCCGCAAGCUCCAGCACGAGCUGGAGGAGGCUGAGGAGCGGGCUGACAUAGCUGAGUCCCAGGUUAACAAGCUGCGGGUGAAGAGCCGCGAGGUUCACACAAAAAUCGUAAAUGAAGAGUGAUUGUGCCCUGAUGUUAUGGAGUGACUAAAGAGAAGCACAAAAUGUGAAACCUUUGGUCAUGUCUAUCUGUAAUUACUGUCUAUUCCACCCUAUGCAACGGAAAUAAAAGCAUAGGGUGCUUUGCAAACAA
Myotis davidii is the source of this 5662-nucleotide messenger RNA. Its product is annotated as myosin-8-like. The transcript has 38 exons. Gene Ontology annotation, cellular component: myosin complex. NCBI's taxonomy places the organism in Eukaryota, Metazoa, Chordata, Mammalia, Chiroptera, Vespertilionidae. The record is from RefSeq and is a predicted model, not a curated record. Gene Ontology annotation, molecular function: actin filament binding; cytoskeletal motor activity; ATP binding.